Molecule: messenger RNA, 3939 nt
Organism: Monopterus albus (swamp eel)
Lineage: Eukaryota; Metazoa; Chordata; Actinopteri; Synbranchiformes; Synbranchidae
Gene: snx25
Product: sorting nexin 25
Exons: 21
Coding region: 24-2957 (977 amino acids)
Cellular component (GO): endosome
Molecular function (GO): phosphatidylinositol binding
Source: RefSeq, a predicted model, not a curated record
UAUAUGGAUGGUGGGGUCACAGUAUGCUCACCCCCUCAGCUACCACUACACCACAGGCUGCAGAGAGUAGCAGUACCGGUGGAGAAGAAGGGUCCAUGUCUGCCAUCUCCACCUCCUCUGACAACUCCUCUUUCCAAGUUGCCCCGGUUCUCUGCCUGGGCGUGGUGGCAGCAGUAGUGUUGCAGCUGGCCUGGGGAGGCCUGACCCUCACCUCUUUUUUCUUGAAGCUGUUUAUUUAUGCGUCGUUCGCCCUACUGUGUUUCCUGGCUGGGAGCUUUAUUCUACUAGUCAGGAAGAGUCCUCUCAAAGUCAGCUCCUUUGACAGACAUGGACUGCUAUCAGCUGCACAGCUGGAGUUCUUCAACAAGCUCAUGGCUCGCUUUUCGGUGCCAGUUCAGGAGUCAAGUCAGAGCAGGAGGGUGGUAGUGUCACAUAAUAUGGACAAAGCUCUGAAGGAAGUGUUUGACUAUGCCUAUGGAGACUACAUCUUCUCCUGGUACAAGCCUUUGAGUCACGAUGAGGGCCAGUUGUACUCCAUACUGUCAGAGGACUGGUGGCAGAUGAUUGGGCAGUUGAGAUCAAGGCUAACUGAUAUAGACCUAGUCAAUGUAGUAUGUUAUGACAGCAUCCGGAUUCUACAUACACAUUUCACAGACCUCAAAGCUGCAUCUGCAAGACCGGAGGAGUGUGCUCGGCCGUUUCCCCUCCAUCCAUGUUUGGUCAGUGCAGACUCAGAGCUGGCCUACCUCCGCUGUGUAGCUAGAAUAUUGCUGCUAUGUCUGCUGCCACAAAAGGAUGCCAAGUCACAUACACUACGCUGCUGCCUCACAGAAGUCAUUACUACUAAAGUGUUGAAGCCUUUAGUAGAUGUGCUUAGCGAUCCAGACUCCAUAAACAGGAUGCUGCUGUCUCAGCUGGAGCAGAGGGAGCAGCAAGCUGAGCAGCAGAACAAAGCCUACACCUACGCUGCCUCCUAUGAAGACUUUAUCAAACUGAUAUCAUCUUCUGCUGAUGUCAAUUUCCUCAAACAACUCAGGUAUCAGAUAGUGGUAGAGAUCAUUCAUGCCACCACCAUCAGCAGCCUGCCUCAGCUCAAGAAGCAGAAAGAGCGAAAAGGUAAAGAGUCAGCCGCCAUGAAGGCAGACCUGCUGAGGGCCAGAGAUAUGAAGCGAUACAUCAAUCAGCUAACUGUUGCUAAGAAACAGUGUGAGAAACGGAUCCGCCUACUUGGUGGACCAAAUUAUGAAAACAGUGAGGAAGGAGGGGCUGAUGACAACGAUGAGCCUCAGAGUCAGAAGAUUCUUCAGUUUGAUGACAUCAUGUGUAAUCCAGGUUACAGGGAGCAUUUCAGAGUUUACAUGGAGAGAAUCGAUAAGAGAGUUCUGAUUAGCUUCUGGGAACUGGUGGAAACAUUGAAAACUGCCAACAAGAGUGAAGUGCCCCAGAUAGUUGGAGAAAUCUACCAGAAGUUCUUUGUGGAGAGCAGAGAGAUUCCAGUAGACAAGUUUCUUCUCAAGGAGAUUCAACAGAGUCUGGUGGGGAACAGGGGAACACAAGUCUUUGUUAGACUACAGGAACAGGUGGCUGAAACCAUGAGAGAACGCUACUACCCCUCCUUCUUGGUUUCUGACCUCUAUGACAGGCUGAUCAGGCGAGAUGAGCAGCACAGCCAAUCACAGUGUAGCACUGAGGAGAAGGAGGAGGAAGUGUGCCAGGGUCUAGAUGCAGGAGAGGAGGUGAGUGAUGAAGGCAGUAAAGGAAUCAAUGAGCAGGCCAGCUAUGCUGCUACUAAACUCUGCCAACUCUACGACAAACUGGAGUACAAGCGACAGGCCCUGGGCUCUAUCCAGAAUGCACCAAAACCAGACAAAAAGAUAGUGAGCCAACUAAAGGAAGAGAUUGGAGUCAUGGAGAGAGAACACAGUGAACUCCAGCAACAUAUCAUCAGGACUGACUUGUGGUGUGAAAACCUGGGGCACUGGAGAGCUGCCAUCAUUACUGCUGAGGCUACAGAGGAAGGUGGCGAAACUGUCGCUUGCUACAGUGUGUGUGUCAGCUUGCUGGAAAGAGAGGAGACAGCCAACAGUCGCUGGAGUGUCCAGAGAAAACUCACUGAAUUCCAGAUGUUGCACCGCAAACUCACUGAGUGUUUUUCAUCAUUGAAGAAACUCCAGUUGCCCUCCCUCAGUAAACUUCCCUUCAAAUCUAUUGACCAGAAGUUUUUAGACAAGAGCAAAACUCAGCUCAAUGCCUUUCUCCAGCGUUUGCUGACAGAUGAGCGAUUGUGCCAGUCAGAAGCUCUCUAUGCCUUCCUCAGCCCAUCACCAGAGCACCUCAAGGUGAUGUCAAUCCAGAAGAAAUCAUCUUUCUCUCUGGCCUCCUUCCUGGAGAGGCUACCUGGAGAUUUCUUUUCCCACACUGAGGAGGACGCUGACGAUGACAGUGACUUGUCUGACUAUGGCGACGAGGUAGAUGGGAGGAAAGACGCACUGGCUGAACCCUGCUUCAGGCUCAUAGGAGAGAUCUUUGAACUCAGAGGAAUGUUUAAGUGGGUGAGGAAGACUCUAAUUGCACUAGUCCAGGUGACAUUUGGACGAACUAUCAACAAACAGAUCCGGGACACCGUCAACUGGAUUUUCUGUGAACAGAUGUUGGUGUGUUACAUCAGUGUGUUCAGGGACACCUUCUGGCCCAAUGGCAAGCUGGCACAACAUGUCAAGGUCCAAACCGACUCAGAGCGCAGUGAAACUAAGGAACGGGCUCAACAGAAACUACUUGACAACAUCCCAGAUGCAUUAGCAAAUCUAGUUGGCCAGCAGAAUGCCCGCUAUGGAAUAAUUAAGAUCUUCAAUGCCCUGCAGGAGGCUAGUGCCAACAAACAUCUUCUCUAUGUGAUGAUGGAAAUGCUACUCAAGGAACUGUGUCCUGAACUCAGCAUGGAGAUGGACAUUAUCUGACCUCACAUGCGCGUGUGCACACACACACACGAAACUAAGGCUCUGCUGGUUCAUCUUCCAGGCCUUUCUGUAGCUGACCAGUUGUAAACUGCCAAACUAGAUGGAGAUUCUGGCCUUUUUGUUCAAGCUCAGAGAGAAGGCAGCUGUGUUGGUCAGAGCUGAGACAUGUGCUGAUUCUGUUGGUAGAACUUUGCUGUGAAACUGAUGAAAAUUUGGGCCGACACCAGACUGAAAGGGGCAGAUGUCAGACUUUGUUGUGGUACAGAUAUAAACUUACCUGUCUGGACGAAGAGAAACCACAUGCAGUCUGAUCACAUCUGUACCACUAAGUCCACAUUCACACAAGACCAAACUGUUGUUUUUGAAACUAAGUGAUCCUCAUUUGCAGUUGUUUUCUUAGCACUGAAAAAUCAGAUCUGUACCACAACAAACUGAAGUGAAAUCCUUUGUUCCUGUGUAAAUCAUUAGGGUCUAUAGAUUACAAGACAGGGUAACAGUAUACGGAAGUAAACAACUUGAUGUUUGGUCAUCAGUUUCAAGAGCUGAUAAUCUACAUACUUUGAUUAAAUGUAGCAGAGACAGCUGAAGUUCAGAUUUUCUGUUGCCCUUUAAAGGCAGCCAGGGUGUGUCCAAGCCCAUGGACCUCUGAACAUUCCACCUAUACACAACCUGAGCACAGCACUUGUGUUUUGUGAUUCAUGUUAAGGCUUAUAAUUGUGCAAUAUAAUGUCAUGUAAAAGUCAUUGUGAUGAUUUUAUUUAUGAUUAUUGAUUGAUUUUAUUUUUACCAAAAAUAGUUUAGAAAGCCUUUAUAUAAGCAAUAAAUUGCAAACAAAAUGUUGAUGUGGCAUUUUUUUUUAAAUGGUCUUUGUACCUGCAAAAUGGGGGUGGGGGUUAAAUUUUUUUAUAAAAAUAAAUUCCUCAGCAUUAUUAUUUUCUGUGUGUAGGAAUAUCAGUAGUCAGCAUUACAACCCCAAAUCAGA